Molecule: messenger RNA, 1812 nt
Organism: Odontomachus brunneus
Lineage: Eukaryota; Metazoa; Arthropoda; Insecta; Hymenoptera; Formicidae
Product: PR domain zinc finger protein 5-like
Exons: 8
Coding region: 440-1396 (318 amino acids)
Biological process (GO): regulation of transcription by RNA polymerase II
Cellular component (GO): chromosome
Molecular function (GO): chromatin insulator sequence binding
Source: RefSeq, a predicted model, not a curated record
CGUUUAACUUAAUUAUAAUUUUCAUAAGUAGUAAUAGACGUACAUACGAUUUGCCAUAAUAAUUACAUUUUUACGCUUCACAUGAUUCCCUUCUUGGAAAAGAAAUAUUUUUAAAUAAGAAAGUAGGAAAAAGUUAAACAUUUGGUAUCGCAAGAAAAUUCUACAUUGAUAGUACAUCUUAAGUACAUCUUAAAUAUAUCUAAUUUGAUUGUAAUUUGUAUUAUAGCGACAAUUCAGAGGCAUUUAAAGUCGACGAGAAGAACUACACUUUUGAGCAAUUGAGUAUGUAUUGGAUACGUACGCAUCCAAGUACGUUGACGAGGAUUGAGUAGUGAAUAACAACUAAUAGGGUCCCACAGUUUCAGAUCGUAGGGAAAUCUUGAGUGAUUCUAACAAGAUAAACGACAUUAAACAGCUGCAGAACAGUUGGGGAAACAGAAUGAACGACAUUGAACAGCGCCACAACGAAUCUAUUCAAUCCCCUGAACUUUUUAGAAAUAAGGACAACGCGGAGAAGCAUAGUAACAUGAAGAAUUACUCGUGCCAAUUUUGCGACCAGAACUUUAAUUUGCAGGAAGAAUUGAAUCACCAUAUGAAGAUAAUCCAUGAACUACCUAGUUAUACCUACAACGACAGUUCAGAGGCAUUUAAAGUCGACGAGAAGAACUACACUUUUGAACAAUUGAUUUCAGAUCUUAGGGAAAUUUUGAGUGAUUCUAACAAGAUAAACGACAUUAAACAGCUGCAGAACAGUUGGGGAAACAAAAUGAACGACAUUGAACAACGCCACAACGAAUCUAUUCAAUCCCCUGAACUUUUUAGAAAUAAAGACGACGCGGAGAAGCAUAGUAACAUGAAGAAUUACUUGUGCCAAUUUUGCGACCAGAACUUGAACUUCCAGGAAGAAUUGAAUCAUCAUAUGAAGAUAAUCCAUGAACUACAUAAUUAUCCCUACGACAACGAUAGUUCAGAGGCAUUUAAAGUCGACGAGAAGAACUACACUUUUGAGCAAUUGAUUUCAGAUCUUAGGGAAAUCUUGAGUGAUUCUAACAAGACAAACGACAUUAAACAGCUGCAGAACAGUUGGAGAAACAAAAUGAACGACAUUGAACAGCGCCAUAACGAAUCUAUUCAAUUCCCUGAACUUUUUAGAAAUAAGGACAAUGCGGAGGAGCAUAGUAACAUGAAGAAUUACUUGUGCCAAUUUUGCGACCAGAACUUUAAUUUGCAGGAAGAAUUGAAUCACCAUAUGAAAAUAAUCCAUGAACUACCUAGUUAUCCCUACGACAAUGACAGUUCAGAGGUAUUUAAAGUCGACGAGGAGAACUGCACUUUUGAGCAACAAAAUCUUAUGGAAAGUUUGAGUGAUCCUAAGAAAAUAAACGACAUGAAGUAGCUGGAGAACAGUUGGAAAAACAGAACGAACGAUAUUGAAGAGCGUCACAACGAAUCUAUUCAAUCCUGUGAAUUUUCCAAAAAUAAGGACGGUGUGAAGAAGCAUAGUAACAUGAAGAAUUACUCGUGCCAAUUUUGCGACCAGAACUUCAAUCUACAGGAAGAACCGUCAUAUAAAAAUAAUCCAUGAACAACCUGGUUAUCUCUACGACAAUGUGUUAUUUCAUGAAUUGACUCAGAACAUAUUGCUUUCCAAAAAUAAUACCCCGGUUACGAGUCGUCCAGAAGCCCACGAUGUCGACUCAGGGAUGAUCGUCAGGGUGGAGCAGGUGGACUCUUUGGUGUGUUCUGCGGCAAACGUUUCAGAUGCAAGAACGACCUAGAGAAACGCAGGAGCUUGGAUAAUUGCCUGCAAUG